Messenger RNA from Eurytemora carolleeae, 1788 nucleotides. RefSeq lists its product as uncharacterized. The record is from RefSeq and is a predicted model, not a curated record. NCBI's taxonomy places the organism in Eukaryota, Metazoa, Arthropoda, Copepoda, Calanoida, Temoridae.
UUAUAUAUAUAAUAUCAUUCAUCCCUUUCAAGCGUCAUGUAGAAUACUGUAGAAUACUGAUAGAUAAAAGAAAUUUUUUAUAUUUUACAUAAUAUAAUCUAAUAUAAUUUGGUACAUUCUGAUAAAAUAAAAACACUUAGCAAUUUGUUUUUCAGAUAUUAAGAAGGAAAACUGAGUAGCCCUCGAAAGGGUAAAUUUGUUCAAAAUGUCGGCCUUAGAAGGAGCAGAGGCAGAGAAAGGGGAACCUGAGAAACCCAAAGAAUGUGUCUGUACAUUGAAACUUGGAAUAUGCAGUCCUUUUAUUGGAUUCAAUCCUAGCAGUACCGAAGAAGAUCCUUUGUUCCAAGUGCUUUCAUCGAAAUUAACAGAAAAAUUAAAAAUGGCCAUGGAAGAGUUUGAUUCAUUUCCACAUGGAGUCAUAGCUAUGCCCCCGGACCACGCACCAUACAUUGCUAGAAAAAAGGAUCCUUAUGAAACCAAGAACCAGGACAGCUCACCAGAAUUGGAUAAAAAACCUGAUGAAUCCGAUCUGGCUGGUUUUUAUGCUGAAGAUUUACUCUAUGGAACGGUUUUAGCUGAAAUAAAGAAGUUAGAUGAUUCAUCAGAUGAAAAAGCAUUCGUCAUGAAGGGUUAUAAGUCCAGUACUUUUAUCCCACGCUUGCGAGAUAUAGCAAACAAAGAGGCCAAGGCAAGGGGUAAUGAUCUGCCAGUGGAGCUGACAGAUAUAGAAAAAUUAGUGAAUCUUGAUCUUAAACCCCUGGAUGACUAUAUAGCAAAGAAGAGGAAUGGAGAAGAUGUCAGAUUAAACAAGCAGUUUGAAAAGUUCAUAAAAACCCAUGGAUUGGAACCUGACGUUCGCUCGAAAUUCAAAUUCAUGAGAGAUCAUAUGAAAAAUGGGAUAUCAGACGCAGAAGUAGAUACCUUGAUUGUUCUCCCAUUGCGUAAGCUGCUAAUUGUUAUUGAAACUAAAGCAGCAACAGAGGAUACAAAUUUCCCCAGCAAACUCAAGGAAGGAUCACAGCAGUGUGAAAAAUUCCACCAGUACUUAAAAGCUGCACACUGGAAUAUCCUGUCUGAACAAUGGAAAUUAGUGAAAUGUGUUUCAUUCCCAUUAAUAUUCAACCUAGAAGAGGAGAAAAAUCAGGAGAAAAUAAGACGACCGAACUGCGGAUGCUGUCAGAACUGUCAAGAAUUCAUUAUCGACGGAAGGAAACUGAAAAACAUGGGGGCCUGGUUGAGAAAUGUUUUGGACAGAUUUCCACCAAAACAUGAUAUAUACCAUGAGUACACCAAUCUUAUCACCAGAAUACUUGGCUUUACUAUGUACAAGAAGAACCCAAGCCCAUGGAGUUUAACACUAACAGAGAACCGAAAGGUCAAUGACUACGCAAUUACUGGAAGUGAAUCAGGACUUUCUAGUGAAGCACCUGAAAGUUGGAUCUGGUUGAGAAAGGGGCAACUUGAAGCUUUGAGUUGUUUGCGUGUUAUUUUCUCUGCUGAUUACGGGACUGGGAAGACGCUUUUACUGAAGAAAAAAGCCCUGGAGUUAAGUGACAAGGCUGCCAAUCAAGAAAUAGGGGCAUUUGGUCAAAAGGUUCUUUUCAUCUCCCUAGCAGCACUAGCAGAUAAAUAUAAAUAUGCAACAGAGGCUAAAUUUGAAGAACACUGGAGAAAUGAGACAAUAUUAGAUCUCUGCAAUAAACUUGAUUUUGAUGAUCAAGUGAAAAAAGAAACAAUGAAGGUGUGUGGAUUGAGUGAUCUGGUAGAAGAGUAUGAAAAAUCAGGAAA